GGGGGCGGGACGCGGGGACCCGGGCGGUGCAGCCUUGGGCGCGGCCUCGGUCCGCGGUGCGGACCCCGGAGCCAGGUGUGCAGGGAGAGGCCGGACCAGGUGCGCGGGACGCGGGCACGCCCGGGCGCAGCUUCCCAGGGGCGCCGGCACAGGAACCAUGGGGCUCUCCCGGAAGGAGCAGGUCUUCAUGGCCCUGCUGGGGGCCUCGGGGGUCGCGGGCCUCACCGCACUCAUUCUCUUCCUGGUGGAGGCUGCCAGCGUGCUCCGGCCCACCGACAUCAAGUUUGGGAUUGUGUUUGACGCCGGCUCCUCCCACACGUCCCUCUUCCUGUAUCAGUGGCCGGCGGACAAAGAGAACGGCACGGGUGUGGUCAGCCAGGCCCUGGCCUGCCAGGUGGAAGGCCCUGGAAUCUCCUCCUACGCUUCGGACCCGGCACAGGCUGGUGAGAGCCUGCAGGGCUGCCUGGAGGAGGCGCUGGUCCUCAUCCCAGAGGCCCAGCGUCGCAAAACACCCACAUUCCUGGGGGCCACAGCUGGCAUGAGAUUGCUCAGACAGAAGAAUAGCUCUCAGGCCAGGGACAUCUUUGCAGCAGUCACCCAGGCCCUGGGCCGGUCUCCUGUGGACUUUUGGGGUGCUGAGCUCCUGGCUGGGCAAGACGAAGGUGCCUUUGGUUGGAUCACCGUCAACUACGGCUUGGGGACGCUGGUCAAGUACUCCUUCACUGGAGAAUGGAUUCGGCCUCCAGAGGAGAUGCUGGUGGGCGCCCUGGACUUGGGGGGGGCCUCCACCCAGAUCACCUUUGUGCCUGGGGGCCCCAUCUUGGACAAGAGCACGCAGGCCGAUUUUCGCCUCUACGGCUCCGACUACAGCGUCUACACCCACAGCUACCUCUGCUUUGGACGGGACCAGAUGCUGAGCAGGCUCCUUACUGGGCUGGUGCAGGUCAGCCGGCUGAGGGGAGGGUGCACGGGGCUGAGGGAACAGAGCUAUAGGCGCGGGGCUGGCAUGGGGGGUCCGGACCCAGGGAGGGUGCACAGGGCUAUGGGUGUGGGGCUGGCCUGGGUCAUCGGGUCCUGGAUGGACAGGGCUGCGGGUAUGGGGCUGGUGCUCAGGCCUCCCUGCUCUCUGCAGAGCCACCCGGCUGCCCUGCUCCGUCACCCAUGCUACCUCAGUGGCUACCGGACCACACUGGCCCUGGCCCCCUUGUACGAGUCACCCUGUGUCGACACCACACCUCCCCUGGGCCUUCCCCAGAAUCUUACAGUUGAAGGGACAGGCAACCCUGGGGCCUGCGUCUCAGCCAUCCAGAAACUUUUCAACUUCUCCGCUUGCCAGGGUCAGGACUGUGCCUUCGACGGGGUCUACCAGCCCCCCGUACGGGGCCAGUUCUACGCCUUCUCCAACUUCUACUACACGUUCCACUUUCUGAACCUCACCUCCGGGCAGCCCCUGAGCACCGCCAACGCCACCAUCUGGGAGUUUUGCCAGAGGUCCUGGAAGCUGGUGGAGGCCAGCUACCCUGGCCAGGACCGCUGGCUGCGUGACUACUGUGCCUCAGGCCUGUACAUCCUCACCCUUCUGCGGGACGGCUACGGCUUCAGUGAGGAGACGUGGCCCAGCAUCCAGUUCCGAAAGCAGGCGAGCGGCGUUGACAUCGGCUGGACGCUGGGCUACAUGCUGAACCUGACCGGGAUGAUCCCGGCCGAGGAGCCAGCUCAGUGGUGGGCACAGAGCCACAGCGUCUGGGUGGCCACAGUGGUGUUCCUGGUGCUGACCCUGGUGGCGGUGCUGGGGGCUGCCGCGGUUCAGCUAUUCUGGGUGCAGGACUAGCAGGAGGGCAGAGGCGUGCCCCCCAGAACCCUCAGGCAGCUGCGCCCUGAUGCCGUAGGCUUCCCGAGCCCCGAGCACCGUGGGGCCUGGCUGUGUGUCUCUGCCCACGGUCAGGUGACAGCCACCUCUGGGGCACUCUCAGGGUGCAGUGUGGCCUCCCCUCCUGGCGUCCCUGGAGCCCUCCCCACUGGGCUUCCAGGGCCCUGGGUGCCUUUCUGCACAGCGGCCCCCAGGACUUCGGUGCCUCCAGGCCUGUGUGGCUGCAGGGGCCUCAGGAGGGGCGGCUGGGGCAGAGGGGAGGGAGCCGUCCCGUCUGGACCCUGCUCCCCUUGCUAUUGUCUGAGCAGACGGACAGAGUCCAGGCCCAGCGUCUUCUCCGGGCCAGGCUGGCCUCCCACACCCCCUUUGAGGGUUGGACUGCAGUGGGGUGUUGCUUUUAUUAAAACCAUGGUGGACA
Molecule: messenger RNA, 2288 nt
Organism: Saimiri boliviensis boliviensis (Bolivian squirrel monkey)
Lineage: Eukaryota; Metazoa; Chordata; Mammalia; Primates; Cebidae
Source: RefSeq, a predicted model, not a curated record